Molecule: messenger RNA, 1287 nt
Organism: Lytechinus variegatus (green sea urchin)
Lineage: Eukaryota; Metazoa; Echinodermata; Echinoidea; Temnopleuroida; Toxopneustidae
Product: protein RER1-like
Exons: 7
Coding region: 140-733 (197 amino acids)
Biological process (GO): protein retention in ER lumen; retrograde vesicle-mediated transport, Golgi to endoplasmic reticulum
Cellular component (GO): Golgi membrane
Source: RefSeq, a predicted model, not a curated record
AAUUCGUGGACGAGUUGUAUAGAUCUACACUGGUACUUUGACGCCACUUCUCCUGAUCUGAAUUUUUAAACUCAAGACCGAGAAUUUGGUUUUCCUCAUCAAUUGAUUCUCGAAGUUGUAUUGCUGCAAUAUUGCAGCCAUGAAUGAUACCAGUAAAGCAAGUGAUACAAUCUCUCAACCAAGCUUUUUUAGCAGAAUUGGGACUGGUAUAUCACAGAGGUAUCAAAGUCUUUUGGAUCGAUCUGUACCCUAUGCCAUUCCUAGGUGGAUUGGAUUUGUCAGCUUUUAUAUCAUUUAUUUAGUCAGGAUAUUCUUCAUUCAGGGCUGGUACAUUAUAACAUAUGCUCUGGCGAUAUACCACCUGAAUCUAUUCAUUGCCUUCCUAUCACCCAAGAUAGAUCCAGCAGUUACAGAUGAUCCAGAUGAUGAUGGGCCUGCAUUACCCACCAAAUCAGGACAAGAAUUCAGACCUUUCAUUAGAAGAUUACCAGAGUUUAAAUUUUGGCAUUCUGCAACGAAAGCUAUAUUGAUAGCUAUGACUUUAACAUUCUUUGAACUCUUCAAUGUUCCUGUUUUCUGGCCUAUCUUAGUUAUGUAUUUCUUCCUGCUUUUCUUCUUAACAAUGAGGAGACAAAUUGAGCAUAUGAUCAAGUACAGGUAUCUACCUUGGACACGUGGUAAGACAAAGUACAAGGGAAAGGAAGAUACAGGCGAUGUGAUUGGCUCACAAUGACAUAAUGCCCCUAGCAGCGCAACCAAUCAGGACACAGAUAAACCAACAUAGAUCUUCUUGAGGUUGUUACAGGUCCCCAAAUCACCCAUUGUAUGUCUGCUUGAUAUCUGCCUUGAGUGUUUGUCUCAGUAGACAUUAUCUUACUCAUACGGCAAUUUCUUUCAAGAUCAGUUGUAAAUUACAAUGGAAAUUGUCAUUUUGGAGUUGUCCUAAAACCUGUUCAAGUUGUUUCUAUCUUUAGUUGGGGUUGUGCAGCACAUAGAUACAUGUAUAUGUUUUUAUCUUUUCCAAAGAUUUACAGAUUUGUUUUUUGUAUCAAUUAAAGCAUGAGACGGAUGCUGAGUCCAGUUGGUCUCAUUUUUAUGGUGAUUCACAGUGUGAUUGGAAUCACUCUUAAAUGUUUUAUGCGGUAUGUAAGGUAUCACUGCAUUGGCCAAUUAAAGCUAUUGAAGAGGACGCACGCUAUUGCUUAUUAGUAAGAUUGUGCAUUGUACGCAUUGGCAUUUAAGCAUGAUUCUAACUCACCCUCCAGGUAUCAUUUUAUCCUGUUCUGA